Procambarus clarkii (red swamp crayfish) is the source of this 5307-nucleotide messenger RNA. The record is from RefSeq and is a predicted model, not a curated record. NCBI's taxonomy places the organism in Eukaryota, Metazoa, Arthropoda, Malacostraca, Decapoda, Cambaridae.
CCCCCUCGUAGUCCCCACCUAUCCCUGGUACGUUUCUACAUAGUCCACAUUCUAGGUACGUCCCCCUCACAAUACCCAUCCCCAGGUACGUUCCCACAUUAGAGGUGAUGUACCUGGGAUGACGACUGACAUUCAGUUUACUCACAAAAGACAAACCAAAAGCUCUAGAUAGGUUCGGAAUAAAAGACGCGGUCAGAGAUUUUGUGUAUAAAGUUACAGUAAACAGCAAAGAUGUUGCAAUAAUACUGUCAGCUGAUGUGAAGUUUACCGAGCCACAACCGAGCGAGCAUGGCAUCAGGAAGAACGAGUGUAACACAUACUCUGAUUUUUUUUUUGAGAUAUAUACAAGAGUUGUUACAUUCUAUGAUGACUCAGCGUAUAGGUUCGAACCCUCAUCAACGCUCCUAUGUGGAUUUGUUCAUCGAUAUAUCACUUUAAUGUGUUUCUCUCUGUAUACUAUGACAUGCCUUGAAAAAUCACACUUUUGAUUAAAUGCCUCAAAGUCUGUGUGUGUAUCCAAUGAAGUGGUAUGCACAUUGCUUCGAUUUCGCUUCUUGCAAUGUCAGCAUUCGAUCCUACAUAUUCCAAAUGAUUGAAGCAACAUGGGGAGUAGAAAUAGCCUAAGCUACUCUAUCCCUUUAAGAUGUACUUUUUUCUUGUCUCAAUAAACAUACUUGAACUUGAAGCAACGUUCCUUCUCUCUAUCCUAGUAUCCCGGCGUCUUAUUCUCUUAUCUUUCCCCAAAUGAUAUAUUCAUAUAAUCAAAAUGAUCAAGCAGUUUUUCCAAUUACUAGGCUUCAAACACUGGCGAUCUCUGUACUAGGCUUCAAACACUGGCGAUCUCUGUACUAGGCUUCAAACACUGGCGAUCUCUGUACUAGGCUUCAAACACUGGCGAUCUCUGUACUAGGCUUCAAACACUGGCGAUCUCUGUACUAGGCUUCAAACACUGGCGAUCUCUGUACUAGGCUUCAAACACUGGCGAUCUCUGUACUAGGCUUCAAACACUGGCGAUCUCUGUACUAGGCUUCAAACACUGGCGAUCUCUGUACUAGGCUUCAAACACUGGCGAUCUCUGUACUAGGCUUCAAACACUGGCGAUCUCUGUACUAGGCUUCAAACACUGGCGAUCUCUGUACUAGGCUUCAAACACUGGCGAUCUCUGUACUAGGCUUCAAACACUGGCGAUCUCUGUACUAGGCUUCAAACACUGGCGAUCUCUGUACUAGGCUUCAAACACUGGCGAUCUCUGUACUAGGCUUCAAACACUGGCGAUCUCUGUACUAGGCUUCAAACACUGGCGAUCUCUGUACUAGGCUUCAAACACUGGCGAUCUCUGUACUAGGCUUCAAACACUGGCGAUCUCUGUACUAGGCUUCAAACACUGGCGAUCUCUGUACUAGGCUUCAAACACUGGCGAUCUCUGUACUAGGCUUCAAACACUGGCGAUCUCUGUACUAGGCUUCAAACACUGGCGAUCUCUGUACUAGGCUUCAAACACUGGCGAUCUCUGUACUAGGCUUCAAACACUGGCGAUCUCUGUACUAGGCUUCAAACACUGGCGAUCUCUGUACUAGGCUUCAAACACUGGCGAUCUCUGUACUAGGCUUCAAACACUGGCGAUCUCUGUACUAGGCUUCAAACACUGGCGAUCUCUGUACUAGGCUUCAAACACUGGCGAUCUCUGUACUAGGCUUCAAACACUGGCGAUCUCUGUACUAGGCUUCAAACACUGGCGAUCUCUGUACUAGGCUUCAAACACUGGCGAUCUCUGUACUAGGCUUCAAACACUGGCGAUCUCUGUACUAGGCUUCAAACACUGGCGAUCUCUGUACUAGGCUUCAAACACUGGCGAUCUCUGUACUAGGCUUCAAACACUGGCGAUCUCUGUACUAGGCUUCAAACACUGGCGAUCUCUGUACUAGGCUUCAAACACUGGCGAUCUCUGUACUAGGCUUCAAACACUGGCGAUCUCUGUACUAGGCUUCAAACACUGGCGAUCUCUGUACUAGGCUUCAAACACUGGCGAUCUCUGUACUAGGCUUCAAACACUGGCGAUCUCUGUACUAGGCUUCAAACACUGGCGAUCUCUGUACUAGGCUUCAAACACUGGCGAUCUCUGUACUAGGCUUCAAACACUGGCGAUCUCUGUACUAGGCUUCAAACACUGGCGAUCUCUGUACUAGGCUUCAAACACUGGCGAUCUCUGUACUAGGCUUCAAACACUGGCGAUCUCUGUACUAGGCUUCAAACACUGGCGAUCUCUGUACUAGGCUUCAAACACUGGCGAUCUCUGUACUAGGCUUCAAACACUGGCGAUCUCUGUACUAGGCUUCAAACACUGGCGAUCUCUGUACUAGGCUUCAAACACUGGCGAUCUCUGUACUAGGCUUCAAACACUGGCGAUCUCUGUACUAGGCUUCAAACACUGGCGAUCUCUGUACUAGGCUUCAAACACUGGCGAUCUCUGUACUAGGCUUCAAACACUGGCGAUCUCUGUACUAGGCUUCAAACACUGGCGAUCUCUGUACUAGGCUUCAAACACUGGCGAUCUCUGUACUAGGCUUCAAACACUGGCGAUCUCUGUACUAGGCUUCAAACACUGGCGAUCUCUGUACUAGGCUUCAAACACUGGCGAUCUCUGUACUAGGCUUCAAACACUGGCGAUCUCUGUACUAGGCUUCAAACACUGGCGAUCUCUGUACUAGGCUUCAAACACUGGCGAUCUCUGGCAUUCAACACUGCUAACUCCAUUACCUUUGAGGGCAAGAGAUUUUUAAGCGUGAAAGCAUAAAAGCAUUAAUGCCCCUUUUUCAUAGAUGAAGCAAAACUGACAUUCGUAAUCUCUGAAAGGAGAACUGGAGACACGUCACGCAAUAUCUUUUUGGCAAAACAGUUGAAGUUGUCCCUUAUUUGCGCGUAGCAAAUUAAGAGGUUCCUUUAAAUACGCUUAGUGAAUACUUUUUGAGCAUCAGAGAUCCAUUACUCUUCAUCCGUCUCCUGGCAUAUAUCAUAAAUAUUAUUCGAACGAAGACCGAUGGCCGCAAGAGAUAUAUAGACAAGUUUUGCAGGGAGUGCAUGAGACCAUUUGGUCAUCAUUUGGUCCGGGAGACAUCUCCCGUCACGCAGGGUGCAGUCGCACCUCCACAGAGCUCCAGUAUCAGCUCUUGAUACUGGUAAUGGCUCAAAAGGGCCACCACUUACGGGCUAUUCAUGCCCGUGUCACCUUUUGGGUGGCUUAAUCUUCAUCAAUCAUCAAUCGGAGUGCAUGAUCUAGUGGGCUGUGAUAACGAUGGGGGAGACCAACUUGGCACGAGCAGCAAGUGUGGGGAAGAAAAUAAAAAAGCUGCAAUCCUACGGCAGGUCAAUAAUUUAUUUAUUUAUUUAUUUAUAUAUAUACAAGAAGAUACAUUGGGUUUGUGAGAAUACAUUGGAUAGUACAGUAAUUACAUUCUUGUAAAGCCACUAGUACGCGCAGCGUUUCGGGCAGGUCAAAAUUGAUGUCCUCCCCCACUGCCACUCCUACACCAAGUACUUCCUCCCCCACUGCCACUCCUACACCAAGUACUUCCUCCCCCACGGCCACUCCUACACCAAGUACUUCCUCCCCCACUGCCACUCCUACACCAAGUACUUCCUCCCCCACUGCCACUCCUACACCAAGUACUUCCUCCCCCACUGCCACUCCUACACCAAGUACUUCCUCCCCCACUGCCACUCCUACACCAAGUACUUCCUCACCCACUGCCACUCCUACACCAAGUACUUCCUCCCCCACUGCCACUCCUACACCAAGUACUUCCUCCCCCACUGCCACUCCUACACCAAGUACUUCCUCCCCCACUGCCACUCCUACACCAAGUACUUCCUCCCCCACUGCCACUCCUACACCAAGUACUUCCUCCCCCACUGCCACUCCUACACCAAGUACUUCCUCCCCCACUGCCACUCCUACACCAAGUACUUCCUCCCCCACUGCCACUCCUACACCAAGUACUUCCUCCCCCACUGCCACUCCUACACCAAGUACUUCCUCCCCCACUGCCACUCCUACACCAAGUACUUCCUCCCCCACUGCCACUCCUACACCAAGUACUUCCUCCCCCACUGCCACUCCUACACCAAGUACUUCCUCCCCCACUGCCACUCCUACACCAAGUACUUCCUCCCCCACUGCCACUCCUACACCAAGUACUUCCUCCCCCACUGCCACUCCUACACCAAGUACUUCCUCCCCCACUGCCACUCCUACACCAAGUACUUCCUCACCCACUGCCACUCCUACACCAAGUACUUCCUCCCCCACUGCCACUCCUACACCAAGUACUUCCUCACCCACUGCCACUCCUACACCAAGUACUUCCUCCCCCACUGCCACUCCUACACCAAGUACUUCCUCCCCCACUGCCACUCCUACACCAAGUACUUCCUCCCCCACUGCCACUCCUACACCAAGUACUUCCUCCCCCACUGCCACUCCUACACCAAGUACUUCCUCACCCACUGCCACUCCUACACCAAGUACUUCCUCCCCCACUGCCACUCCUACACCAAGUACUUCCUCCCCCACUGCCACUCCUACACCAAGUACUUCCUCCCCCACUGCCACUCCUACACCAAGUACUUCCUCCCCCACUGCCACUCCUACACCAAGUACUUCCUCCCCCACUGCCACUCCUACACCAAGUACUUCCUCCCCCACUGCCACUCCUACACCAAGUACUUCCUCCCCCACUGCCACUCCUACACCAAGUACUUCCUCCCCCACUGCCACUCCUACACCAAGUACUUCCUCCCCCACUGCCACUCCUACACCAAGUACUUCCUCCCCCACUGCCACUCCUACACCAAGUACUAUCCGACACGCCUACCACCGCAGAAAUGUGCCCCCCCACACCAGAUACAUUCUAUGCUAUCAUGAUCACACCAGGAACGUCCCGACAACUGUCCUUAACUCGGUAUAUGGUCUCCAACCAUUGUCCCCUACCAUUACCCAUCCCCACCCUUGUUAGGUCCCCACAGCACCGAUCUCUACCUUGUUAGAGAUCGGUGCUGUGGGGCCCUAACACGGUGGAGAUCGGUGCUGUGGGGCCCUAACACGGUGGAGAUCGGUGCUGUGGGGCCCUAACACGGUGGAGAUCGGUGCUGUGGGGCCCUAACAUGGUGGAGAUCGGUGCUGUGGGGCCCUAACACGGUGGAGAUCGGUGCUGUGGGGCCCUAACACGGUGGAGAUCGGUGCUGUGGGGCCCUAACACGGUGGAGAUCGGUGCUGUGGGGCCCUAACACGGUGGAGAUCGGUGCUGUGGG